AUGCCGGCAAUCAAAUGUGUCGUUGUUGGUGAUAAUCACGUUGGUAAAGUUGAACUUCUGAUAACUUAUACAACUGACAAAUUUCCCAGUGAAUAUGUUCCUACAGUUUUUGACAAUUAUAAAGUUGAUAUCAUGAUUGGUGAUGAUCUAUAUACUUUAGCUCUUUUUGAUACAACUGGUCAGGAAGAUUACAAUCGCCUCCGUCCUCUCUCAUAUCCUCAAACAGACGUCUUUUUGGUCUGUUUUUCUGUAACCUCACCGGCUUCUUUUGAAAAUGUCAAAGAAAAAUGUUUUCCUGAGGUUCAUCAUCAUUGUCCAGGAAUUCCAUGCCUUAUUGUUGGUACUCGAAUAGAGUUGCGAGAUGAUCCAUUGGUGAUUGAAAAGUUAUCACGACAAAGAAUGAAACCCGUAACUUCAGAGCAAGGCGAAAAACUCGCUCAAGAAUUAGGAGCAAUUAAGUAUGUUGAGUGUUCAGCCCUUACUCAAAAAGGCGUGAAAAAUGUUUUUGAUGAAGCAAUAGUUGCUGCUCUUGAGCCAGUUCCAUAUAUUAUAAAGCGUCCUAGGAAUAAAAGGUUGUCCUUGGAUAUAAUGCUGAAUAAAAUAAAGUAUGUAAAUACUAUGUUGCUAUGA
This is a messenger RNA of Dentiscutata erythropus, 630 nucleotides long. Lineage: Eukaryota; Fungi; Glomeromycota; Glomeromycetes; Diversisporales; Gigasporaceae. The record is from the annotation of a GenBank genome assembly.